Messenger RNA from Engraulis encrasicolus (European anchovy), 2390 nucleotides. It is a transcript of the gene fam20b, whose product is annotated as FAM20B glycosaminoglycan xylosylkinase. Gene Ontology annotation, biological process: proteoglycan biosynthetic process. Gene Ontology annotation, molecular function: phosphotransferase activity, alcohol group as acceptor. Bases 127 to 1797 code for a protein of 556 amino acids. Gene Ontology annotation, cellular component: Golgi apparatus. Lineage: Eukaryota; Metazoa; Chordata; Actinopteri; Clupeiformes; Engraulidae. The record is from RefSeq and is a predicted model, not a curated record. The transcript is spliced from 11 exons.
CUGAUGCUCGGUGUGCUACGGAGUGCAUUCUGUUACAUGCAGGAGGACCGUGCCAGAGGACGAGUGGAAAUAAUGUAGCCAUUCACUUCGGACAGCACAGCACACAUCAACGAUUCCCGGCUUGUUAUGGUCUUCGUUACUGAAGGUCCACUGCUGGUAGGGGAUAUUGGGCAUCACCUUUGGCAUCAGCAGAGUACCUUAGCUUCAGCAUCAGCAUCAGCGGAGUAUCUCAGCAUCAGGACCAUCAGCAUCACCGGAGUGCCUCAGCAUCAGGACCAUCAGCAUCAGCGGAGUGCCUCAGCAUCAGGACCAUCAUCGGUCUGGAGAGAGGGCGGGUCAGCAUGUUGGGGGCGUGAUCGCCGCCCUGGUGGUGGUGGUGGGGGCAGCAGCGGUGGCGAGAAGAGGAGCAGCAGUAGGACAGGGCGGCUACAGACACCCUGUAGGAGGAGGGGGGGAGGCCAUUGGACGGCGCGGAGGGCUGCUGUUGCAGUGGGGGAGGGGCACCACCGGGGGCAGCAGAGGGUCCGGCAGCCUCAAGACGCCUCACACACACCCCAAGCAGCCGACAUGAAGCUGAAACAGAGAGUGGUGGUGCUGUGUGCUGUGCUGCUGCUACUAGGACUGGCUAAGGUGUUCCUGUUAGACGGUGGCGAGGGCUCGGCUGCCAGCCGGCGUGACCUGCGUGCAUUCCGUAAGAUGGAGGCAGGGCUGGCAUUGGUGAAAGGGGCGCGGCUGACGCACACGCUGCAGUCGCCCUGGGAGGUGGCGGCGCAGUGGGUGGGUCCUCGCGAGGUCUACCCCGACGAGACGCCGGAGCUGGCCGCCGUGCUCACCGCACUGGCCACCGCCCGGGUGGAGCGAGCAGACGUGGGGUACAAGGGCACCCAGCUCAAGGCACUACUGGUACUCGACGGAGGACAGAAGGUGGUCUUCAAGCCCAAGAGGUACAGUAGAGAUUAUGUAGUAGAAGGUGAACCUUACGCUGGCUACGAUCGGCACAAUGCAGAAGUGGCAGCCUUCCACCUGGACAGGAUUCUGGGUUUCAGAAGAGCGCCCCUGGUGGUCGGGAGGUUAGUGAACCUGCGCACGGAAAUCAAGCCAGUGGCAACCGACCAGCUGGUCAGCACCUUCCUCAUGCAAGGCAACAACACCUGUUUCUAUGGGAAGUGCUACUACUGCCGUGAGAGUGAGCCUGCGUGUGCGGAGGGGGAGGUGAUGGAGGGCUCGGUGACGCUGUGGUUGCCAGAUGUGUGGCCUCUGCAGAAGCACAGACACCCCUGGGGACGCACCUACCGCGAGGGCAAGCUGGCCAGGUGGGAGUAUGAUGACAGCUACUGCGAAGCGGUGAAGAAGAUGCCUCCGUACGACGCGGGGCCCCGCCUCCUGGACGUCAUCGACACCGCCAUCUUCGACUACCUGAUCGGCAACGCAGACCGACAUCACUACGAGAGUUUCCAAGACGACGGAGGAGCCAGCAUGCUCAUACUGCUGGACAACGCCAAGAGUUUUGGCAACGCGGCGCUGGACGAGAGAAGCAUCCUGGCUCCCCUGUAUCAGUGCUGCAUGGUGCGCGUGUCCACGUGGAACCGUCUGAACCUGCUGGCUGGCGGUGUCCUGAGCGGUGCGCUGCGUCAGGCGACGGCUCACGACCCGGUGUCCCCCGUGCUGGCGGAGCCUCACCUGGCUGCCCUGGACCGACGGCUGGCCGCCGCCAUCGCCACCGUGCGGCAGUGCAUGGAGACCCAGGGCCCCGACAACACACUCAUAGAGGACCGCAUGAACCUGCCCCACCCCUAGAGGAGGAGGAGGAGGGGGAGAGAGGGGGAGGAGGAAGAGGAGGAGAGAGGAGCACCACAUGAACCUGCCCCACCCGUAGAGGAGGAGGAGGAGGGGGAGAGAGGGGGAGGAGGAAGAGGAGGAGAGAGGAGCACCACAUGAACCUGCCCCACCCCUAGAGGAGGAGGAGGAGGAGGAGAGAGGGGGAGGAGGAAGAGGGAGGAGAGAGGAGCACCACAUGAACCUGCCCCACCCGUAGAGGAGGAGGAGGAGGAGGAGGAGAGCUGAGGAUGGAGGAGGAGGAGGUGGAGGAGGAGAGAUGAGGGGGGAAGAAGGAGGAGAGAGGAGGACCGCAUGAACCUGCCCCACCCCUAGAGGAGCAGGAUGAGGGGGAGGAGGAUGGAGGAGCAGGAGGAGAGAGGAGGGGGGAAGAAGGAGGAGAGAGGAGCACCACAUGAACCUGCCCCACCCGUAGAGGAGGAGGAGGAGGAGGAGGAAGAGGGAGGAGAGCUGAGGAUGGAGAAAGAGCUGGAGGAGGUGGAGGAGGAGAGAUGAGGGGGGAAGAAGGAGGAGAGAGGAGGACCGCAUGAACCUGCCCCACCCCUGGAGGAGGA